Molecule: messenger RNA, 1190 nt
Organism: Daktulosphaira vitifoliae (grape phylloxera)
Lineage: Eukaryota; Metazoa; Arthropoda; Insecta; Hemiptera; Phylloxeridae
Exons: 2
Coding region: 112-1020 (302 amino acids)
Source: RefSeq, a predicted model, not a curated record
GUUUUAUCAUUUCUAAAUACAGAACAGAAUGAAUACGUGUCAUUUAACAUAUAGUCAAAUAAUAUAUUGUUCAAAAAAUUUUAAUCAUAAUAAUUUUUAAUUAUUUUUCAAAUGUUUUCAUUAAAAAUUGUUAAAUUUAGUUUAGUAUUAUUUUAUGUGAUUUUAUGUACAAAAACAAUGAACGUUACAAAGGAAACAUUAGUACAAAUACAAGAGUUAUUAAAGUAUCCUCGGUGGAAAAAUUUAAACGAUGUGAACUCUAUAAAAUAUAUAGAGAAAAUAUAUAACCUUAAAAGUAUAAUUGAAAAACCAACACGUCUGUCAGAAUAUGCGCAAAAGGUACGGAUCUUGACUGUAUAUCUUGGAUGCUCAUAUGCAAAAGUUAUGAAUAAUCUAUUUUUAAUUAUAAUUAAGUGCCUGCAAAUUAGUAACAAUAAAAAUAAAGAAAAAAAUGACUUAUUAAAUGGUUACAUUAAUACCGAAGAACUCAUAAACAUAAUAGCCCUUUUUAUUGUUCCAACUGCAACAUUGAUGAAAGGAGCCCUAGACACAUUAGAUUUAUUACGUAAAUCAUUAUUGACUACUUCAAAAAUAAAAGACUACCAGUCCUACAUAAUGAUACUUAUUUUGGAGAAAAUAGAAGAUAUUAUUAACAAAUUAAAUAAUCCAUUUCUAUCAUGUGAUGUUACAAACUUUUCAACAUUUGAAAUUUUACAUUCAUUUUCUAAUAAUGUAAUAGAUAAUUUAAAAUAUGAAACUGAGUUAUAUUGUGAAUUUGUACCUUAUGAUACGAAUUAUUUAUGGAAUGAAUGGAAUCAAAAAUAUAAAGCUAUUAUUGAUAAAGGCGUAAAAAUAGUAUUUGUUAAAUUUUUAACAAGGAAAAUUAAUGAUUAUAUAAAAACAGUAAUUAUAGAAAAAUAUAUCCAACUGGGAUUUAAUUUUGAUCCAAUUACUGAAGAAACAUUUGUCCCAACAUCAGAGGAGCUAAUUGAGCCAAAUGAUGAUUUGGAAUUUAAAUAACAUGAAGAAUUCAUAGUCUUAUAUAUAUUUUUUUAGAUCAAGAAUUGGAAUUUAAAGCAACAGGUGAAAAAAUUUCAAAGUCAAUAAAAAUAGAUCAUUAUAUGAUUAAAUAAAAUGAAUAUUGUUCUACAUUUAUAUUUUAUAAUCAAUUAGAACAUGUUAAUUGAAAU